Mesorhabditis belari is the source of this 270-nucleotide messenger RNA. NCBI's taxonomy places the organism in Eukaryota, Metazoa, Nematoda, Chromadorea, Rhabditida, Rhabditidae. The record is from the annotation of a GenBank genome assembly.
AUGAAGCUGAUAGCUGAUGACGUCGGUGCAACGGAGUCGGCUUCUUUCGAUCAAACACGUCAAUUCAACCCUUCACAACAACCAAUUCAUUCCAAUGAUCCCGAUGCAGAUGUGAAGAAGAAAAUUGUACUUUUCAACCUCCCAGAACUGUUUGGUGAUGAUCAGAUGAAAGAGCAAGCCGAUCGGAAUGCUUUUCAUCAAGUUUUAUAUGCGAUCAACGCGGAAAGUCUGGCCGGAAAUAUUCGCGAGAUCAAACGAGAAGAGACGAUU